CAGGAAAAAAAAAAACCCUAAUCAUCAUCGUCACCACCGCCCCUGCUGCAUUUUUUUUCUCUCUCGGUGUUCGUCAUUCCCCUGAGAAUUCCCCAACAAUAAUUUGUAAUUCGAGUCCAGACUUUCUCAGGUUCUAUCUUUAUCCACUUUGAUUCCACUGUAAUCCGCCAUGGAUGCUCAGCGAGCUCUGCUAGACGAACUCAUGGGUGCAGCUCGUAAUCUGACGGAUGAAGAGAAAAGAGGGUUCAAAGAGAUUAAAUGGGACGACAAGGAGGUCUGUGCGUUUUAUAUGGUUCGAUUUUGUCCUCACGACCUCUUCGUCAACACCCGAAGCGAUCUCGGGGCAUGCCCAAGAAUUCAUGAUCCAAAGUUGAAAGAGAGCUUUGAGAAUUCUCCAAGACAUGAUUCCUAUGUGCCAAAAUUCGAGGCUGAACUUGCUCACUUUUGCGAGAAAUUGGUGAAUGAUCUUGACAGGAAGGUUAGGCGUGGACGAGAACGCCUUGCGCAAGAUGUUGAACCUGCCCCACCUCCUCCUCUAUCUGCAGAAAAAGCUGAACAAUUGUCUGCUUUGGAAGAGAAAAUCAAGAUCCUUUUGGAACAAGUGGAGGCACUUGGUGAAGCUGGUAAGGUAGAUGAAGCUGAAGCCCUAAUGAAGAAGGUGGAAGAGCUUAACUCUGAGAAGGCAGUGUUGUUACAGCGACCAAAUGACAAGGUAUUAGCAAUGGCACAGGAGAAACAAAUGGCAUUGUGCGAAAUAUGCUGUUCAUUCCUAGUGGCGAAUGAUGCCGUUGAGAGGACUCAGUCCCAUGUCACCGGAAAGCAACAUGUCGGUUAUGGUAUGGUCCGGGAUUUUCUCGCUGAAUACAAGGCUGCUAAAGAAAAAGCAAAAGAAGAAGAAAGGCUAUCAAGAGGAAAAGAAGCAGAUGAUAGGAAGAAACAGAGGGAGAAGGAAUGUGAGAGUAGAAGAAGGGGCGGCUCUAGUGAUAGGGAAAGGUACCGUGAUCGAGAUCUGGACCGUGAAAGGUCUUAUGACAGAGAUUGGAGAUCACGGGGUGGAAGAGAUGGACGCGAUCGAAGCAGAUCACGGUCUCCUCGCGGGAGGCAUGGCCACAAAAGGCACCACUCCAGAAGUCCCGUUCGGCAAUACUAGUUUGAUAACGUCUUUUCUAUAUCUCGGGGGCCUGGACUGGACUUUGCAAUUUAAUGAGGUAGACAAAUGUGAUAUCCCCUUAGUUUUAUGAGCAUGGGUUUUACUGAACCUCCUUUGUCAAGUUAUCAUGAUGGGUGAAACAUCUUUCUACCAUUCACAGCUUUUUCUGAGAGUUGAGACCUUACCUUACCAAUGUCUCCUUCAUCGGUUUAUUGUUAAAAGUUCAAAAGGGUUGAGGUAGGUGUACUCAUAUAACUCUAUACCUUUUACCCUGUAUUUCUCUCGAGGCAUUUCUCCAACCGAUUAACUUCAAUGCAUCUGCCUCGAAACAGUCUUUUAGCUAUCUUUUUUGUGUGUGUUUUUCUGCAUCUGUUUAGGUCUUAUAUCCCUUUCUUGUUCUGAUCUGAAGUGAUGUAAGGCAACAGAAUCAGGGUAUAUCGGCUUGAAUGAGGAUCUCGCAAGGGGAAGAAGAUAAUGCUUUCUCGAAAGCUCGGAGGUAACCAACAUACGACAGAACUCACCCUGCCUUGAAGAUUUUGAGUUUCUAGUUUCGGUUUUUAUGAUCUCAUCUGCAUAUUAGCGUCAGGUACAAAGAACAUGUCUGGCUUAAUAUCAGGGAUGAUGAACUCUCCCUUUCGGGUUUAGGUUAAACCCGGAAAGCAUAUCGGCUUGAAUGAGGAUAUCCGGUUUAGACAGGAUUGCUGCCUGAUCGUUUGAUCAUUUCGGCCAUAACCAUUAUCCCACAACUUCUGCAGAGUUGAAUUGAUUGUGAUAAUCUGAUAACUCGAAGAAGGUAAAAGAUUUUAUUUAUUUAUUUAUGUUCUGUGUGAGGAAAAGCAUUUGCUGGUUGCAGGGUUUCCUUUGAACAGGGCAUGAACUUGUUAGAUGCAAGUGCGAAAAAGAACAGAAAUGUCUAUGCGCUUUCAGCCAUGGAAGAUCUGUUGCUGAGUUCUUGUCCUGUUGCUUUUUUGUGUUCGCAGAUCACAUUGCCGAAUCUAUUACAUUGGUCUCUCAAGUGGCUUAUUUGGUUUAACAGAUUUUUAUAUCGUAUUUCUGAUUAGAAUUUAAUUUUAAAAUUGGUUUAAACAUUCUUUUUA
Molecule: messenger RNA, 2247 nt
Organism: Tarenaya hassleriana
Lineage: Eukaryota; Viridiplantae; Streptophyta; Magnoliopsida; Brassicales; Cleomaceae
Product: luc7-like protein 3
Exons: 7
Coding region: 170-1150 (326 amino acids)
Biological process (GO): mRNA splice site recognition
Cellular component (GO): U1 snRNP; U2-type prespliceosome
Molecular function (GO): mRNA binding
Source: RefSeq, a predicted model, not a curated record